Rhizophagus irregularis DAOM 181602=DAOM 197198 is the source of this 225-nucleotide messenger RNA. The record is from RefSeq and is a predicted model, not a curated record. Lineage: Eukaryota; Fungi; Glomeromycota; Glomeromycetes; Glomerales; Glomeraceae.
UCUGAUAUUUAUAGUAUUGCAAUGCUUAUGUGGGAGAUUUCAUCUGGUCAACCACCAUUUAUUAAUUAUGAACAUGAUUAUUAUCUUGCAAUGAAAAUAAUUGAAGGUAUAAGACCAAAAAUUGUACCAGGAAUUCCUAUAGAAUAUAAAAACCUAUUGAUACAAUGUUGGGAUGCUAAUCCACUAAACAGACCAGAUGUUAAAACCCUUCUGGAUAAAAUAAGA